CAGUCCCAAGUCCUUCGUCGACUUCUUCUUCUUCGUCCUCUCUCUCUUUCUCUCUCUAAGACUCCUCUCUCUCUCUCCCCGACCCCUUACAGCUCGCUUUCUCUCUCCUAGGGUUUCAUAACCUGAGGGGGGGUUUGAUGAGAGCCCGAGGGGAUCGAUGACGAUCGGAGGCCCGCGGCGGCGGCGGCGGCGGCGAUCAUCGGCUAGAGCCCGUCCGAUGGAAUGGCAGAUCCCGUCGAACUCGAGAAGGCACUUAUUGCUUUAAAGAAAGGAACUCAGUUGCUUAAAUAUGGCCGCAAAGGAAAGCCAAAGUUUUAUCCGUUCAGAUUAUCACAUGAUGAAUCAUCAUUAAUUUGGAUCUCGAGUAGUAAAGAGAAACGGUUGAAGUUAGCUUCUGUUUCAAGAAUCAUCUCCGGACAAAGAACUUUAGUUUUUCAACGGUUUCCACUCCCUGAAAAGGACCACUUGUCCUUUUCACUCAUACACAGCCAGGGCAAACGAUCGCUUGAUCUGAUAUGCAAGGAUAAAGUUGAGGCAGAGGCAUGGUUUACUGCCCUAAGUACAUUAAUUUCUUCAAAUCAGCGCGGAGUUGUGAAAUUAAACAGCUGGAGCAGUGGAGGACUUUCAUUUGAUAGUGGUACUAGGGACAGCAGUCUGAGCAACAAUUCCUUCAUUACCGUUGAUUCUCUAGAAAAUAAGCUAAAUUUGAAUACUUCAACCAAGGUCCAUUCUUUCGAGGACUUAAACUAUGCAGAAAGAACAGAUGUGACAGAUAUGCAAUUGAAAAACUCCCCUUCUGACAUUAGAAUAAGUAUUUCUAGUGCCCCUAGCACAUCUAGUCAUGGCUCUGCGCAAGAAGAUUCGGAAUUUUUCGGUGAUGUGUAUGUGUGGGGGGAGGUCAUCUAUGAUAGCUCUUCAAGAGCAGGUCUCACUAGAAAUCUCAGCGCUUCUUCAAGAACUGACAUCCUUUUGCCAAAACCCAUAGAGUCCAAUGUAAUGCUUGAUGUCAAUUAUGUAAAUUGUGGGGUCCGCCAUGCUGUUCUUGUUACGAGGCAAUCAGAAGUAUUUACAUGGGGAGAAGAGUGUGGUGGCCGGCUUGGUCAUGGAGUGGGUUCUGAUGUUGUUCACCCACGUCUUGUUGAAUCUUUAUCGGCCCUCAACAUUGAAACUGUUGCUUGUGGGGAGUACCAUACCUGCGCUAUUACUGUUACUGGAGAGCUUUAUACUUGGGGGGAUGGCCGACAUAAUGCAGGCCUUCUUGGCCAUGGCACUAAGAUCAGCCACUGGAUACCUAAAAGAGUUGCAGGGCCCCUUGAGGGAGUACAAGUCUCUUCUGUCUCUUGUGGAACGUGGCAUACUGCUUUGAUUACUACGGCUGGGCAGCUGUACACUUUUGGGGAUGGUACAUUUGGAGUUUUAGGGCAUGGAAAUCGAGAAACCGUUUUGUACCCCAAGGAGGUGGAAUCUUUGAAGGGGUUGAGGACGAUAGCUGUAUCCUGUGGUGUAUGGCACACUGCUGCAGUGGUGGAAGUUAUCGUUACCCAGUCGAGUACUUCAUCUGGAAAGCUGUUCACUUGGGGGGAUGGGGACAAAUAUCGGCUCGGACAUGGCGAUAAAGCCCCCAGACUUAAACCCACUUGUGUACCCUCGUUAAUCGACUACAACUUCCACAAGAUAGCAUGCGGGCAUAGUCUCACAAUCGGUUUGACCACUUCGGGACAUCUUUUUACUAUGGGCAGUUCUGUUUAUGGUCAGCUUGGCAAUACUCAGGCAGAUGGGAAGUUUCCAUGUUUAGUUGUGGAUAAACUUGGUGGGGAAGCUGUUGCCGAAGUUGCUUGUGGGUCGUACCAUGUUGCAGUCUUGACAACAACUGGCGAAGUUUACACGUGGGGAAAGGGGGCUAAUGGGAGACUGGGCCAUGGAGAUAUUGAAGACCGGAAAACACCAAUGCUUGUCGAAACUCUAAAGGACAGGGCUGUUCGACACAUUGCAUGUGGUUCCAGCUUCACGGCAGCCAUUUGUCAGCACAAAUGGGUUUCCGGUUCAGAACAGUCGCAAUGCACAGCUUGUAGACAAGCAUUUGGGUUUACCAGAAAAAGGCACAAUUGUUACAACUGUGGUCUGGUACACUGCCACUCAUGCAGCUCGAAGAAGGCUUUUCGAGCAGCACUUUCUCCUAAUCCUGGAAAGCCGUAUCGUGUGUGUGAUUCCUGUUACUUGAAAUUGAGUAAUGUUAUGGAGUCUGCUAUGAACAAUAGUAAAAAGACUGUUAUGCCUCGUUUAGAAAACAAGGAUAGGUCUGAAAAGGUGGACGUGAGAGGAACGAUGAAGGGUACAAGUUUAGAUUUGAUCAAGAACUUGGAUGCCAAAUCAGUCAAACAGGGAAAGAAGACUGAUUCUUUGUCUCCAUUUUUUGCGGUUUCACAGUUGAAAGACAUUCCUUUCAUCGACCUGAACCAAACAGCUUCGUUUAUUUCUUCAGCAAAUGAUCCCAGAGCUGUUUCACCUUUUUCAAGAAAACUGAGUCCAUGGUCCAUAUCACCUAAUUUGGAAAGCAUUGAUAGCCUGAAGGAAACAAAUGACCUAUUGAACCAAGAAGUUCAGAGGUUGCGUGCCGAGAUUGAUAGCCUACAGCAGCAAUUUGAACAGCAAGAAAUUGAGCUGCAGAACUCAGAAAGGAAAGCUCAAGAGGCUGCGACACUUGCUGCUGAGGAAUCUACCAAGUCAAAAGCUGCGAAGGAAGUAAUAAAAUCUCUAACUGCUCAGCUAAAAGAGAUGGCGGAGAGGCUUCCUCCUGGGGUUUAUGACACCAAACAAAUUAGAUCUAUGUACCUUCCAAAUGGCAUUACUCAGCAUGGCAUUUUACCAGCAGAUCCUCGUAGAGAUAGUCAAUUGAGAAACGAUCCAAAUAAUGCCCCAGGCUCUCCAACUGUUUCUUCUCCCUCAUCUCGUUACAGUGACAACUUUAAUAUGUUGGAGGAACGCCCAAAUACUCAAAAGAAUAUCAUUUCAGGGAUGGCGACUUCUGUUAAUAGACCUGAAGAUUUUGAUAGGAGGGAAACUGAACGGUUCCAAAUUAAUUUGAAUGGUUCAAAGCCAAGAAGCCCCACUUCAGCUGGUAAUCAAGUCGAAGCGGAGUGGAUAGAACAAUAUGAACCUGGUGUGUAUAUAACUCUUGUUGCCCUACAUGAUGGAACCAGAGAGCUGAAGAGGGUGCGAUUCAGCCGGCGAAGAUUUGGAGAGCAACAAGCAGAAACAUGGUGGGCGAAUAACCGUGAGAAAGUCUAUGAGAAGUAUAACGUCCGUGGAUCUGACCGGACAUCCUCAGCAACCUCCACGACUUAAGUCUUCACGACCUUAAGCGAUCAAACUAGUUUCUUUUUUGGGCUUUAAGAUUUCCACUGGAAUCAAGAGUGUUUCAGCUCAACUUUUCUAAUCAUUUUGAGGGCCGCAUAGUAAGUUAUUCUUCAUCCAAGUGUACUUUGUAGCAUAUUGUGUUCUUUUUGUUGUGAUAUUUAUCCCGUAAUAGUUUCACCGUCUUGGACUUCUUUUUCUGUUGUAUCUUAGUGUACAUAAAAAAUUAUCAAGUAUGAGAGAACAUGGGGGUUAAAUGUUGCUCUUUUCCCCCCUCUCACCAAAUGUAUACACUUUCUGUUUCCGAAUAUCGAAUAUGAGUGACCCCUCUCUGUAUUUUUGAUGUUUUCCUUUGUAGUGUUUGUGGGUUUGCUGCUGUCA
Molecule: messenger RNA, 3735 nt
Organism: Ananas comosus (pineapple)
Lineage: Eukaryota; Viridiplantae; Streptophyta; Magnoliopsida; Poales; Bromeliaceae
Exons: 9
Coding region: 223-3345 (1040 amino acids)
Molecular function (GO): metal ion binding
Source: RefSeq, a predicted model, not a curated record